Molecule: messenger RNA, 2484 nt
Organism: Morchella importuna
Lineage: Eukaryota; Fungi; Ascomycota; Pezizomycetes; Pezizales; Morchellaceae
Exons: 4
Coding region: 1-2484 (827 amino acids)
Source: RefSeq, a predicted model, not a curated record
AUGGCACAACGUUCCGCCCGCGCUCGAGUCAAGCUCGACAAAAUCUCCGCCUCGGGAUCUCCGUCCUCGCCUUCGACAACCUCUCACUCGCGGACAGGGUCGAAGGGUAUUGCGAAGAUUGGCUCUGGGGGUUUGCUGACGCCGUCUGUGUCGUCUGUGUCGGGAUCUUCGCGCGGGAGCAUUCAGUUGUCGCAUUCGGGCCCAAAGAUUGGGAAGAGCGCCUUGAGGAGCUUCUUUGAUAGCCAUAGUGAGAAGAUUAGAGGGAGGUUGAGUAGUGGUUCGGGUCUUGGGAAGAAAGAUGUGCACCAAAGUGGAUAUGGGUUGGGGUUAGGAUUGGGGUUGGGUGGUGGCAUGUUGUCACUAGGUGAAAAGAUUGAGGUAAAACGAUGGGAGGGCGGCGGGCGACGAGAAGAAUUAUGGGAAGGUGGAGGGCAAGGACGAAAGGACCUGGAGUUAUGGUUCCCGGAUGGUGAUACACUAGUUUAUCUUACCGAACGGCCAAUAAUACCUCGAAAUCCUCAAGGUCUUUACAAACCACCACCGCCGAAAGCAUCAUUUCGACUACACUCAUCCAUUCUAAGAAAGACUGAAUCACCAUUUUUGAUAGCCGCGCUCGAAGAAUCCUUUAGAGAGCGACCAUUAACCCCCCCUCGGUAUACAGGUGCAAAUGGAUCUGAUGAUGGGAUAUCACCUACAAGCAUGGAGUUUGAAUACCAGCUUGGCUCACAGAAGAAGUCGAGUAGGAGCGACGCAAACAGCGAGGAAGGCGUUCAUCCUUUUCAACAAAGCGCUAGUAGCCCUCCGAACCCCCUGAAUUACGAUCUUGUGGAUCAUGGAGUAUCAGAAAUCGAAUCUCCUUACGGAAGUCUUAUGAGCCCCAAGGGGCAAAUGAGCACCCAAAAGAUCAUAAUUGAUUACCUCAAAAGUCGUGAUUUUGAUGAUGUUCGUAACUGGCCUGAAGGUGCUGCAGGUCUUGUGGUCUGGGCGGAAAGGGCUAGUGCAUCUGGAGCCUUGGGUUGCGGGUUAGGUGGUGGUGAGAUGGUAGGAGGCAUAGAAGGCCUAUGGCGGGAAGGAUUCGUUCAUUGUACAGGAAUGCUGGCGCGGCUGGAAGGGGGCGGAGAGUGGAGAGACAUAUCACCCAUCACAAAGGCUCUGAUCGACCGAGCCUCAUUAGAGAUUCAAGUCCGUGUUGCUGGUGCGGACCAGAGACUGAGCAAUUUCAACUUCACUGACAUGUGGCCUACCACAUCUUCAGCAGCACCACAUGCAAGGGCAGCAUUUGAUAAGUUCCAAAAGUUUUUGAUCAAGCACUAUUCCUCAAGGUUUGGGUCAUGGCCGCCUCACACACCCGAUGGCCGCCUGAGCAGAAUGGUAUAUGUCCAGCUCCAGCGAGAUUUCUCGGCGCUUUAUGACUAUCUAGUCGACAGGGAUGUGUCGUGGAGUAACAGUAAUGCCCAAACCCACCACCCCCGCCAGAACAAUACCCAGGGCGCUGGUGUGGUAAAUAAACCAAACAACACUGUUGCCGGAAACAAACUCGUCAAUCAUAAAUCACCACACUGGCGGGCAGACGACGAGGAACUUCACAUCACUGAUAUUCUAAUCACAUUUGAUGAGAAGCAAAAUUAUCCGCAUAUGCCAUAUCCGUUCCCAUUAGUGCCACCACCCAUGGUUAUGGGGCGAGGUUUCAAGAAUCGUUUCUUUCAAGGUGCCAGAAGAGGUUCAAUCACAAAUACGCCGACAUCAGCGUUUACUACCCCUGCCACCGCCGAUAAAGCUGCUGCAUUGUCAUUAUCAGAGUCGACCAAUAUCAUGUCUCUCAUGAGUUCAUCAGUAUCAAAUGAUCUGGUGGAUGCAUUUGCAAAGCACGAGAAGUCUAUUUCCGCAGCAGAAAUUGACCCACAUGAUGCCCGAAAGGGGAGAUGGAUUCUUAUCUAUGGAAUCUUACAAACCCUCGCUACAGUCGCUGUCGAUGCACCAGGAAUCAGAUACACUGAGGGUGUUGAUUACUUCCUCUGUCCAAAACUUCGGGGUACCCCACCAUGGAAAUAUGGUGGUGAGCGUGGCAUGGAUUCAUCAGGUUUAUCGGGAUCUAGCACGGCCGAUGAACGGAGCCAUUUCCGCUCCCACUGCUGGACUGUUCCAAGGACCUGGAGGCUUGCCGAGCCCUUGCCUUCGACUGCAGCGGUACCAAACUACAGCCGCGACGAUAAUGAGCGCGAAACAUCAGAGGUAUCAGGGGGGAGAAUGAAUGAUAUUGAGAGCGGGGAUGAUGGAGAUGAUGAGAUGGGAGAUGUUGAGAGUAGCCCAGUUAUGGGUGGGGGAUUAGGAAGGAAAAAGAGCAAGAGAUAUGAUAGCAUUUCUAGUGGCAGCGGAUUAGGCUCUCCAGUUCUGAUGGAAAAUAAGGUUAGGUGGCAAGAUGCAUGGGGCAUGGGGCCACAGGGGACCCCAGGAAGAAUGGGAGGCGGUCCUUAUUAUCAUUAA